Sclerotinia borealis F-4128 is the source of this 1053-nucleotide messenger RNA. NCBI's taxonomy places the organism in Eukaryota, Fungi, Ascomycota, Leotiomycetes, Helotiales, Sclerotiniaceae. The record is from the annotation of a GenBank genome assembly.
AUGCCAGUCUACUGCGGACUCUGUCAAAGGUCUUUCAAGGAGCAGAGAUAUCUAGAUCAGCAUAUCAAUGAUUCACCAGCCCACAAGAGUUCUCCUCAGGCGCAGCUUAAUCUUCAAAGUUCAAUGCAACCAAACCUCCAAACUUCUGGACGAACGGUGCAUCAGCAAACAGCUUCUACUCAUGCCAUUCAAAUCAAUCAAGAUCAGACAGAAAGCUCUCAUUUUCAAGUCGAUCAUACAACUGCAUGUGAGCAAAGUCAGAACGUCAGAAAGCCUUAUGAAUGUUGCUGGACUAGCGGCAUUGGACCGGAUGCCCGUGGUUGUCAGACCUUGCCAACGCAUGAUUUUCAACUUUCCCUCCGCUCAAUGAGACACCAAGACUUUCAACAAACUCCACCUCCUUCUAGAGUUUCAAAAUUUCGCGCCGUGGUACUUGACUGUGAAAUGGCAGGAGUGGUUGGUGGUGGCGCUGGUGAAGCCAUCUUGCUCUGCGUUAUUGACUAUAUUACUGGGGCAGUGAUUCUGAAUCAAUUCAUUUACCCGACGGAAAGGAUCAACGACAUGCGAUCAUCAAUCCACGGCAUAUCCACACAUACAUUGAAUGACGCAGCUUCGAAAGGAAAAGCAUUGGAUAGUUGGAAGGAGGCUCGGUCCGAAUUAUGGAAAUACAUUGACAGCGACACCAUUCUUGUCGGUCAUGCUUUGGAAAAUGACUUGAACGCUCUGAGAUUGAUACAUUACCGAGUUGUUGAUUCUGCGAUCUUGUCAAAGAAUGAAGUCGGCUGUAAUCACACUUGGGGAUUAAAAUUCUUAUGCUCUGAACUUCUCAAUUUGGAUAUUAGAAAGAACGAAAGUGGAAUCCACGACUGCUUAGAGGAUGUCCUGGCUACAAGGGAGGUAGUACUAUUCUGUACUCAAGAAAAGCUAUUGUUUCGCAACUGGGCCGACAUUAAGAAAAUUGAGCAAAAGGCAUUGGAGAAAGAAAUAGAGCAGAAACGAGAGAUCGCACGUCAGAAAAAGAUGCAGGAAAGUCAGGCAGCCCAAAAAGAUUAA